Molecule: messenger RNA, 1864 nt
Organism: Leptosomus discolor (cuckoo roller)
Lineage: Eukaryota; Metazoa; Chordata; Aves; Leptosomiformes; Leptosomidae
Source: RefSeq, a predicted model, not a curated record
GCACAGGCCCUUGUGCUGUUCAUCUUUAUUCUUGUCUUGUAGAAUGCAGAACCUUUCCAAGUUACUGUCCGAGAAGACAAUUGUAUCAUUGUCUCCCUGGAAGCAUCUGAUGUGGUGAGCUCAUCCUCUGUAUAUGUUGUGAAGAUAGCUGGAGAAUCCAAGAACUACUUUUUCCAGUUUGAAGAAUUCAAUAGCACUUUACCUGCCCCUGUGGUUUUUAAUGCCAAAUACCAUGGCCUAUAUUACAUAGUAACUCUGUUGGUAGUGAACUCAAAUAUGGUUUCCAAGUCAGCGAGAUCAAUCACUGUGUUAACCAAACCCCUUCCUGUGAGCAGUGUUUCUAUCUAUGAUUACAAACCAUCUCCAGAAACAGGAGUGUUGUUUGAAAUUCAGUACCCAGAGAAGUACAAUGUUUUUACCAGGGUAAAUAUAAGCUAUUGGGAAGGAAAAGACUACCGAACAAUGCUGUACAAAGAUUUCUUUAAAGGUAAAACAGUUUUCAAUCACUGGCUACCAGGUAUAUGCUACAGUAACAUCACAUUUCAGUUGGUAUCAGAAGCAACCUUCAACAAAAGCACGCUAGUGGAAUACAGCGGGGUCCAGCAUGAGCCCAAACAGCACAGAACAGUUCCUUACCCACCUCGAAACAUUUCUGUUCAGAUUAUACCGAUCAACAGAAACAACUGGGAAGAGCACAGUGGGAAUUUUGCAGAAGAAUCAUUCAUGGGACCACGAGAAAUCAUAAGGAAAGAAAAACUUACCCAUUUAUCUGAUAACCCACUUGAAAUUCCAGCAGCAAACACAUCUGCAGCCUGGCCAGACUACCGCUAUAACAGCACUGAGUACGAAACCACGUCGCAGCCAUACUGGUGGUCUAACGAAGCUGAGUCAUCAGAGGGUGCAGAGGAGUUUGUCAAUGCAGUUGCCAGUGAUUACGAGGCCAAUGAUGUCAACACAUCUGGAAAAUUCACACCAGAGCCCCCUUCCUUCCUUCCUGUACAAAUGGUGCUGACCUGGUUACCACCAAAGCCACCUACUGCGUUUGAUGGGUUCCAUAUCAAUAUUGAAAGGGAAGAGAACUCCACGGAAUUUUUGACAGUAAGUGAGGACACUCACAAAUUUGUUGCUGAACUAAGAGAACCAGGAAAAUAUAAGUUGUCUGUAACAACAUUUAGCUCCUCUGGCUCUUGUGAAGUUCGGGGAAGUCAAUCGGCAAAAACACUUAGCUUUUACAUCAGCCCCACAGGUGAGUGGAUAGAAGAGCUCACUGAAAAGCCCCAGCACGUAACUGUGACGGUGCUAAGCUCCACUACUGCCCUGACAUCCUGGACAACAUCACAAGAGAGUGGAGGCAAUAGCACCAUCGUGUCUGUGGUCUCCCUGACCUGUCAGAAGCAAAAGGAAAGUCAAAGGCUUGAAAAACACUACUGCACUGAGGUGAAUUCAAGCAGCAGCCUUAUUGAAAAUCUUGUUCCUGGUGCCCAGUACCAAGUUGUGGUUUACUUACGGAAAGGACCGUUGGUUGGACCACCCUCUGAUCCUGUUACAUUUUCCAUUGUGCCCACUGGAAUAAAGGAUCUGACACUUUACCCUUUGGGACCUACUGCUGUGGUUUUGAGCUGGAACAGACCUUUCCUUGGGGUGUUCAGGAAAUACGUUGUAGAAAUGUUUUACUUCAACCCAUCAACGAUGACCUCUGAGUGGACAACCUACUAUGAGAUAGCAGCAACCAUCUCCUUAACUGCCUCCGUGAGAAUAGCUAACCUGCUGCCUGCUUGGUAUUACAAUUUCCGGGUCACCAUGGUGACUUGGGGGGACCCAGAGCUGAGCUGCUGUGACAGCUCCACAAUCAGCUUCAUAACAG